This is a messenger RNA of Setaria italica (foxtail millet), 1597 nucleotides long. Its product is annotated as probable magnesium transporter NIPA9. The record is from RefSeq and is a predicted model, not a curated record. Gene Ontology annotation, molecular function: magnesium ion transmembrane transporter activity. Gene Ontology annotation, biological process: magnesium ion transport. Gene Ontology annotation, cellular component: membrane. NCBI's taxonomy places the organism in Eukaryota, Viridiplantae, Streptophyta, Magnoliopsida, Poales, Poaceae.
GAAGCCUGAACUGGGCUCGGGCUAAAAAUCUGGCAAGAGGUCCCCAUCCAAAAUCUGGCAAGCGGCCGGAACUGUAUGCGAGAGAACAUGGAAGCGAAUAUGCUGGAGCGAAUCUUUGCCGUCCCGUCGCGCACACGGCACACGCGACCCACCAGCAGCAGCAACGACGCCACCACCGUCCACCGCCACCCAACAGCGGCCGCGGCAGCUGCCGCAAGACAGGAAGGGACUCCACCGCAAAGCAAUGUGCCCCGGCACCUGCACGCACGGGCGCACGGCCGAGAAAAGCGCAGCCCCGCCACGAGUCGGCCACCUCCCCCCCCUCGUGGUCUUCUCCACUUGCUCCUGCACCUCCUCCACCCCUCCGAAAAAGUCCAAUAAAAUACAAGGGAGCCAACCCUCAGACGGAAGGCGCACGGCGCACGGAGGCGUUGGAUCGGAUCGUCGCCGGCGGGGGGCGAGAUGUGGGAGUCGGUGGCGCUGACGCUGGCGGGCACCGCCGGCAACAACAUCGGCAAGGUCCUCCAGAAGAAGGGCACCCACAUCCUCCCUCCCCUCUCCCUCAAGCUCAAGGUGGUCAAGGCGUAUGCGUUGAACCAGCUCUGGAUCAGCGGGUUCCUCAUGGACAUGUGCGGCGCCGCGCUCAUGCUCACCGCGCUCUCCCAGGCCCCGGUAUCCGUUGUGCAGCCCAUUGCCGGCUGCGGGCUCGCGAUACUUUGCGUCUUCUCCCACUUUUACCUCAAGGAGGUCAUGAAUGGCCUCGAUUGGGUCGCCAUCACACUAGCUGGUCUCGGCACCAUAGGUGUUGGUGUGGGAGGCGAGGAACAGAAAGUUGAUCAAAUACCUCUUCUCAAUAUACCCUGGCUAGUGCUCUCCGUUGUCAUCUUGUUUGUACUGCUCAACACUUGGCUUCAUAUGUAUAAAAAACAAAGGCGCGAGCAAGAGUUGACUGGACCCGAAGUGAUUGAGGAGAUCAUAUAUGGCUUAGAAUCAGGCAUUUUGUUUGGGAUUUCUUCAGUGAUCUCUAAGAUGGGAUUUGUGAUGUCUGAGAUGGGUUUUCCAAAGAUUGUUGUGCCAGCUGCCAUUUCCUGUAGUGUUUGCUGCAGUGCUGUAGGAUUUGUGUAUCAGGUUCUUCAUUAUCACAGGAGUGAUACUACUUGUUAGUUCAACCCGAUUGAUUGCACGUCUACCUAGGCCAGUGCAGAAGUUUUUGAAGAGCAACAUGGAGCGCUCCCACAGCAUCAGGAGGCCCGGUUCAGCACGAGGGAAGGACCCCAUCCCAACCACAACAAUCCAUGCGUCAUCGUUACAUCUGCUUACUUCUCCAACGAAGGAGAAGGCCUAGCAAAAUGUUGCUGUUGGAGCAAAUCUGUUUCGGCACCUCAUAUGCGUCAUGUCAUUGUUUGAUUGAAUGGGUAUGCCAAUGUAGAAGUCUAGAGUAGUAGCAUCUUAUAAAGUUUGGGUUGGUUACUCAUCAUACUGCCUGCCCUUCAUAGGACUAACAGAAGUGUGGAAAAAAAAUACUGCAAAAUUAUGUCACGUCUCAUCUUGUCGUUUGUUUGGUUGCUCAGUGAUAAUUCAUGACUGGUUCUGCCCA